CUCUCUCUCUUUCUCUCUCAUUAUCUCUCUCUCUCUCUCUGUCCUUUCCCGUCUCAGGAGCAGACAGUCAGUGGAGCAUCGGCACGGCAACGGAGCGACACAGGACUGACGGAGAGAGAAGAAGCAAAUCUCGCUCACAGCCACACAACAUUAAGAACAUUUACAGCAGAACAGUGACUGCAGUACAGUUAAAAUCAAAGCGGAAGCAACAGAUUGCCCCCAGUUGCAAUUGUUGCUGCAACUGAUGCUCUCCCGACUGAUCUGGGCUUGGAAACGAAGCAGAUUUGCAACAGCUCCUGCAGCUGACGUCUCCUGGGUUUUGAAAGUCAGUUUAUCUGUGUGAAAGAAAUGUUUUUUGCUCUGUCAAAGCACGAGGAAAUGACAGUGCCAUGCAACGAAAACAAAAAGCUUUAAUUCGGUCGGAAAGCAACACGUUUUAAGCUGGGCGUCAACAUCACCUCUACCACCAGCGUCUCCUCCCGGAUCAGAAGAAGACCAAGCAUCCGAGCUAUGAAUGCACAAGCAGGAGGAGAAUGUUAGAUUGACAUGCAGAGUUCAGGGAGUUUUGCUGUGAAACAGAGUAAGGUCAGGUUUUAUCAGCGAGAACAAGCAGGUAAGACUCAAAACCAGACAACAAUAAGUCCAUCAGACUAUCACCUGGACUUCUGAGGACAAAAAGGGAUGAACAGGAGUGUGUACACCAGCAUCUGCCUGAAAACAGAAGCAAAGCACGAAUCCAAAAUCUAGAGCAGAAAUGACAGUAGGGGAGAGCUUCAACUCCACUACGCACAACCACAGAUAGAUGAUCAGUUAAGAAAAAAAGCAUCAGCCAAGAUAUCAUUUAUCAGAACACUUAACCUCAUCAAAAGUGAGCAACCAACAGAGAUAUCUGAGUUCACAAGGAUGAUUUUGCACCGCUGGAGCUUGCAUUUUGUCUAACAUUCAGAGAGAGAGAGCAGCAACAUCAAAAUCUUCCUUUGACGUCAACUUCUGCUGCCACUUGCUGCAAGUACGUUUUUGCACCGAUUAUAUUCGGUGUGAGCACCUUGGGGUUCUUGCUUGACUCUUCUUUUCGGGGUGAGGUGGAUCUGCCGUGGGGGGCAGCUGACAGCCAUCCAAGACGCCGCGAGCCGUACUCCGCGUGAAGAAUGCCCAGCCGCGCUUGGCCAAGCCGGCCGACCCGGGCCCGACGGCGGGCCUCUACAUGGAAAGAUCGCAGAGCCGCAUCAGCCUGUCGGCGUCCUUCGAGGCCCUUGCCAUCUACUUCCCCUGCAUGAACUCCUUUGAUGAGGACGAUGGGGUGGAUACGGAGGGAAGGAAGUUGAAGGGAGGCAUCCAGAGGAGCACAGAGACGGGUCUGGCUGUAGAGAUGCCCAGUCGGACUGUCCGCCAGGCCAGCCACGAGUCUAUAGAGGACAGCAUGAACAGCUACGGCUCCGAGGGAAACCUGAACUACAGUGGCAUGUGUCUGGCAUCGGAUGCACAGUUCAGCGACUUCCUGGACGGGAUGGGACCCGCCCAGUUUGUUGGGAGACAGACGCUGGCGACAACAUCCAUGGGUGACAUAGAGAUCGGUCUGAUGGAGAGGAACGGGGGUUUGGAGGUGGAGGUCGUUCAGGCCAGAGGACUCACCAUGAAACCAGGCUCAAAGGGACCUCCAGCGGCCUACAUCAAAGUUUACCUCUUAGAGAACGGGAUCUGUGUGGCCAAGAAGAAGACCAAGUCAGUGAGGAAGUCUCUGGAUCCUCUCUACAACCAGGUCCUGGUCUUCUCCGAAAGUCCACAGGGGAAAGUGGUGCAGGUGAUCGUCUGGGGCAACUAUGGACGGAUGGACCGCAAAUGCUUCAUGGGUGUAGCUCGAAUCCUAUUGGAGGAGCUGGACCUCAGCACAAUGGUGAUUGGCUGGUACAAGCUCUUCCCUACCUCCUCCAUGGUGGACCCAACGAUGGCACCACUCAUCCGCCAUUCCUCCCAGAUGUCCUUGGAAAGCACCAUCGGGCCCUGUUGUGAGCGAUCCUAAGACUCACGCAAAAAUAUAAAGUUUUGUUGUUGCGGCUAAGACUCUACAACUGUCUCAACAAAAACCUAAGACACAUUUUUAUAUAUAGCCUGUGGCCCUGCACCCGGGUCAGCCAGGUGGUGCUGCUCCUCAGCAGAUAGGUGUCUUACCCAAGGGCACUUCGACAGGUCCAACCACACCACUCCCCUGACUGGGAAAUGAUUUUACUAACUAGUAGGUCAUUUUGCCACUCAAUGGAAAUGUACUGUAAUUAUUUUGAUAUUGUAUUAGACUGUUUCCCAAGACUCAUGGGAAGCACAUUUCUUUUGUUGUUGCAACCGACCGCCCCUCAGACUCACAGAAAAAUUUCGCUUUCUUCAGAUCUCUUUGAUGAAAAAGCAAAAACUUACUUAAUGAGGAUACUUCAAAGGAGGGCUCGGUUGCCAACAUUGAUUACAUCCUAUUGGGACCACAAUACACGGCGGGCUCAGCUUUGCUUCAGCUACGCGCCUUCUUCGCAGCCUACAUUCAAUUGUCAUUCCCAGGACUCUUUGUUGUCUUGGUGUGUCCUCAUUAAGGGGCUGGACAGCUCCUGAGUGUUAUCUGUCAAUCCACGAGUCCAGAGAGAAAGUGAGACUGCCCUCGGACGGUUUGAGACACCAGCGUCCCAUUCUGCAGGAGCAUGGGGACAGCAGGUUUUAGAUGAAGGGAUCUGUGCGCAGCAGGACUACAGAGGACUUCAAAAAAGAAUGAAGACAUCUUGGUUUCGAACACUCUGACUUGAGCUGUUUUUGGUUUUUGUGUCACACAUUUGGCCCUUCUGUGUUCAGUUUGUUUGGUACUCUGUGUGUGUGUGUGUGUGUGUGUGGAACAGGCAUGAAUGAAAACCCCUUUCAUCUUCUAGAUCUCUACCUGAUCUUGGGGAUCCAGAGUACUGCUGGGUUUCUAUCCUGCCAGUUGGCCUGGAUAUACUUGUCGCACCAGGUAUAAAUUGGUUCCUGAGUGGAUUUAUAUGGUUUAAAAGAAGAACUAGCAGGUUCUGAGUUCCCAAAGACCAUGUGCAAGUAUGACCCAAGAGUCAUUUUCAUUCCAAUCAAUCAUUCAAUAAGCUGAUUUUAUUCAGUAUUGUGUCAUCUACUAUGGAAGGCACUUUUUAGAUAAAUCAGCUAGAGUUGUGUUUGGUGAGGAUGAAAACAUGCAGACUUGUGAUCUCCGACCCCAUUUUACCUGGUUGUUUUUUUUAAUCUAAAUUGAUUACACCCAAAUAGAGAUUUCCAGCUUAAAGCAAUUUGAAAUCUGAUUGCCUGAACCCGUUAAUUACAUUAUACCCUAGUGCAUUAUGCUGCCACUAAAGAUGCAUCCCAAAGUGGAAAAAUGGCAUAUACAGAUAUCUGGCGUGACAGCCAAACUAAACUGGAUUUUAUGCGCUCAAUAUAUUGUAUUAGAUCUGGAUUAGAAAUCAAAGUGGCUAACCAUACAUGCAUGUGACUGUCACGUCCAAAUGCAAUGUGGUUAAACCAUAUCAGGAUACAAUCUAGAUACAGCUGUUAUUAAACUGCCAAGUGUAAAUGGGGUCUGAAAAGUUAAGGCUGUCAUGUCCUCAUUUGGUUCAGUUCUGUUCUGUGUUUUCACAUCCACCUGGUCGUGCAGGUCACAUCAAGUGCAGGGGUUAGUUAUUGUACCUGUGUUGUAGCGCUGACACGUGAUACUAAUACAAAAAAGACAUAUGUUUCCACAGGCAUUGAGGACAGUAGCCUGGCUGACAGUAUAGGGCUGAGAACUUGCUGUAUAUCCCAGUUUAAUUGUAGUUUGGAAUGCUCUUUAGCUUAUACUCUAGAAGUAGAUUUUUAAGAUUCCUCCUCUCUUUUUUUAAAGCUUUGGCUAACAGUUGUCUAAUAACAGUUUCUACUGUGCCAAUUUCUACCAGCAAGUGUCUUCUCCUUCCUCUUCUUCAAUUACCUUGCAGCAUGUGCUAUUGUGAGGGAGGAACACAAACAACCACUCACAACAUCUGACAGCAAGUAUUCAGGCCGUGCAGAGACGCAUCCCUUUUAUUCUAAAUUACAGCCCUAAUCCACAAACCGCCAAGGCACCUGGUGAUUAGCCAUGCUACGACUCAGUACGGAGAGAGGAAGAGAGGGAGGAAAAGGAAAGAGAGAGGAAGGAAGCAUGAAAUGUACUUUGCAUCAUCCAAACAAAGGAUCUGUCUGGACUGACGUUCGCAGAUUAAAAAAAAAAGGACACAAAAAUAGGAUGAAUUUAAAGGGAACACAAUGUGCACACUGUAGAGAAAUUUAUAGUUUAUUAACGAACAAAAGUAUAUGUAUUUAAUUUGGGCACUUUAUGAUUCUUAAUGUUUUUUUAUGUGUAAAUAUUAUGGUUGUUAGUGUCUUUUGGAGUGAGCCAAAGUUAAUCUAUAAUGACGUAGUUGAUUAAUGUUAAAAUCUGAGGGAGGGAAGGGAUAUCCUUGCUAGUUACCGUAAGAUUGUAGCAUUAGCUGGUAGCAUCCGCAUGACUGAUUAAAACUUCUAAUUAAUUAGCAGGCAACUUGAUAAGACUAAGCAUGAGCUAUAAGCUAUACAGAAAGAGGAGGGAUGAAAUACAGUGUGUUGGGUUGAGACCAACAUCAAUUGAGGAAUAAAUACAUAUGUAGCAAUUGAAAUCAGAUUCAAAGUUUACUGAAUUUCAUUUUGGGCUUUUUUCUUUCA
This is a messenger RNA of Morone saxatilis (striped sea-bass), 4707 nucleotides long. RefSeq names its product regulating synaptic membrane exocytosis 4 (gene rims4). Gene Ontology annotation, molecular function: transmembrane transporter binding; small GTPase binding. Lineage: Eukaryota; Metazoa; Chordata; Actinopteri; Moronidae. The record is from RefSeq and is a predicted model, not a curated record. The transcript has 6 exons. Gene Ontology annotation, cellular component: cytoskeleton of presynaptic active zone; presynaptic membrane. Bases 1205 to 2020 code for a protein of 271 amino acids. Gene Ontology annotation, biological process: regulation of membrane potential; calcium ion-regulated exocytosis of neurotransmitter; regulation of synaptic plasticity.